Marmota monax (woodchuck) is the source of this 5242-nucleotide messenger RNA. It is a transcript of the gene Slc4a5, whose product is annotated as solute carrier family 4 member 5. The record is from RefSeq and is a predicted model, not a curated record. Gene Ontology annotation, cellular component: plasma membrane. Lineage: Eukaryota; Metazoa; Chordata; Mammalia; Rodentia; Sciuridae. The transcript is spliced from 27 exons. Gene Ontology annotation, molecular function: sodium:bicarbonate symporter activity; monoatomic anion transmembrane transporter activity; solute:inorganic anion antiporter activity. The coding region runs from base 111 to 3455 and encodes 1114 amino acids. Gene Ontology annotation, biological process: bicarbonate transport; regulation of intracellular pH; monoatomic anion transport.
UUUUUUUUUUUUUUUUUGAAACAGGGUCUCACUAAGUUGCCCAGGUUGACCUCAACUCUGUGAUCCCCUUGCCUCAGCCUCCUGAGUAACUGAGAACUGAGAUUACAGUCAUGAAGGUGGAAGAAGAGAAGGCUGGGGCAGGAAAACUGGACCCCAUGUACUACAGGAGAUGUCCGGAUCAAGACUGCCCUUCCAUCCAUAUUGGGCUUCCAGUCCCACGUUACUCUCAAAGAAAAAGUGACCAGAAGGGACAUCUUUCAGGCCUACAAAAAGUUCGUUGGGGACUGCGGCCAGACAAGCCACAGCAGGAACAACUGAACAACCCAGGGAGAGGAACAAGCAGUCAGCACGGCAGCGUGGAUUUUAUCAGCAGGACUCGGUCUCCAGCUGCUGAGCAGCUCCAGGACAUCCUGGGGGAGGAAGAUGAGGCUCCCAACCCCACUCUCUUCACAGAGAUGGACACUCUGCAACAUGACGGGGACCAGAUGGAGUGGAAGGAGUCAGCCAGGUGGAUAAAGUUUGAAGAAAAGGUAGAGGAAGGAGGCGAACGCUGGAGCAAGCCCCAUGUGUCCACGCUGUCCCUGCACAGCCUCUUCGAGCUCCGUACCUGCCUGCAGACGGGGACAGUGCUGCUGGAUCUGGAGAGCGGCUCCUUACCACAGAUCAUAGAUGAUGUCAUUGAGAAGCAGAUUGAGGAUGGGCUCCUGCGACCAGAGCUCCGGGAAAGGGUCAGUUAUGUCCUCCUGAGGAAGCAUCGUCACCAAACCAAGAAGCCCAUCCACCGCUCCUUAGUGGACAUUGGAAAGUCAGUCUCUUCCACCUCAAAUCGCAGUCCUGCCCGGAGCCCUGCAGCUGGCUCAAGUCUACACCGCUCCACUGAGGACCUGAGGAUGAGACAGAGCACAAAUUAUGGACAUCUGCGUCACGCCCAGAGCAGAAGUAUGAAUGACAUCUCUCACACCCCAAACACAGACCAGCGGAAAAACAAAUUCAUGAAGAAGAUCCCCAAGGACUCAGAAGCCUCCAAUGUACUUGUGGGUGAGGUGGACUUCCUGGAUCAGCCAUUCAUUGCAUUUGUGCGUCUCAUCCAGUCUGCCAUGCUAGGUGGAGUGACCGAGGUGCCCGUCCCUACCAGAUUUCUGUUCAUACUGCUGGGACCUUCUGGGAGAGCAAAAUCCUACAAUGAAAUUGGCCGUGCCAUUGCAACCCUGAUGGUAGAUGAUCUCUUCAGUGAUGUGGCUUAUAAAGCCCGCAAUCGCGAGGAUCUGAUUGCAGGAAUUGAUGAGUUUUUGGAUGAGGUCAUUGUUCUUCCCCCUGGAGAAUGGGACCCAAAUAUCCGAAUUGAGCCACCCAAGAAAGUGACCUCUGCUGACAAAAGGAAAUCUGUGUUCUCCCUGGCUGACAUAGGCCAAAUGAAUGGCUCCGUGGGAGGAGGUGGCGGCUCAGCUGGAGGAGGAGGCGGUGGUGGCGGUGCUGGUGGCGGUGGCAGUGGUGCAGCAGGCGGCGGGGAUGAUGGAGAGAUGCCAGCUGUGCACGAAAUUGGGGAGGAGCUUAUCUGGACAGGAAGGUUCUUUGGUGGACUGUGUCUGGAUAUCAAGAGGAAGUUGCCUUGGUUCCCAAGUGACUUCUAUGAUGGCUUCCACAUUCAGUCCAUCUCUGCCAUCCUAUUCAUCUACCUCGGCUGUAUCACCAACGCAAUCACCUUUGGUGGGCUUCUGGGAGACGCCACCGACAACUAUCAGGGAGUGAUGGAGAGCUUCCUGGGCACUGCCAUGGCUGGCUCCUUGUUCUGCCUCUUCUCGGGACAGCCUCUCAUCAUCCUCAGCAGCACAGGGCCCAUCCUCAUCUUUGAGAAGCUCCUCUUCGACUUUAGCAAAGGCAAUGGCCUAGACUACAUGGAGUUCCGCCUCUGGAUUGGCCUACACUCAGCCAUCCAGUGCCUUGUCCUGGUGGCCACAGAUGCCAGCUUUAUCAUCAAAUAUAUCACCCGCUUCACCGAGGAGGGCUUCUCCACCCUCAUCAGCUUCAUCUUCAUCUAUGAUGCCAUCAAGAAAAUGAUCGGUGCCUUCAAGUACUACCCCAUCAACAGGGACUUCAAGCCCGACUCCAUCACCACCUACAAAUGCGAGUGUGUCGCCCCUGACACAGUGAAUACAACUGUGUUCAAUGCCUCAGCCUCGCCAGCACCAAACCUCAAUGCUUCUCUGUAUGAUCCCCUUAACCUCACAGCACUGGACUGGUCCCUGCUGAGCAAGAAGGAGUGUCUGAGCUAUGGUGGGCGCCUACUUGGGAACUCCUGCCAGUUCAUUCCAGACCUGGCACUCAUGUCCUUCAUUCUUUUCUUUGGGACUUACUCCAUGACCUUGACUUUGAAGAAAUUCAAAUUCAGCCGCUAUUUUCCUACCAAGGUCCGUGCCCUGGUGGCUGACUUUUCCAUUAUUUUCUCCAUCCUGAUGUUCUGUGGAAUCGAUGCCUGUUUUGGCCUGGAAACCCCCAAGCUGCACGUGCCCAAUGUCAUCAAGCCCACACGGCCUGACCGAGGCUGGUUCGUGGCCCCCUUUGGGAAGAACCCGUGGUGGGUGUACCUGGCGAGCAUCCUGCCCGCCCUACUGGUGACCAUCCUGAUCUUCAUGGACCAGCAGAUCACAGCUGUCAUUGUUAACCGGAAGGAGAACAAGCUGAAGAAGGCUGCUGGCUACCAUCUGGACCUCUUCUGGGUGGGCAUCCUCAUGGCCCUGUGCUCCUUCACGGGGCUCCCCUGGUAUGUGGCUGCCACAGUCAUCUCCAUUGCCCACAUCGACAGCCUCAAGAUGGAGACGGAGACCAGCGCCCCUGGGGAGCAGCCCCAGUUCCUGGGAGUCAGGGAACAAAGAGUGACUGGGAUCAUUGUCUUCAUCCUGACAGGGACCUCUGUUUUCCUGGCUCCUGUCCUGAAGUACAUCCCCAUGCCUGUGCUGUAUGGAGUCUUCCUCUACAUGGGCGUGGCCUCCCUGAAUGGCAUCCAGUUCUGGGAAAGAUGCAAGCUCUUCCUGAUGCCGGCGAAGCACCAACCAGACCACGCCUUCCUUCGCCACGUACCCCUACGCAGGAUCCACCUUUUCACCCUGGUGCAGAUCAUCUGCCUGGCUGUGCUUUGGAUCCUCAAGUCCACUGUGGCCGCCAUCAUCUUCCCUGUCAUGAUCCUGGGCCUCAUCAUUGUCCGAAGGCUUCUGGACUUCAUCUUCUCCCAGCAUGACCUGGCCUGGAUUGACAACAUCCUGCCAGAGAAGGAGAAAAAGGAGACAGACAAGAAGAAGAAGAGAAAGAAAGGGGCCCACGAGGAUAGCGAUGAGGAGCCCCAGUUCCUCCCUCCCUCAGUUAUAAAGAUUCCCAUGGAAAGUGUCCAAUCAGAUCCCCAAAACGGUAUCCACUGCAUUGCCAGAAAAAGAUCUUCCAGUUGGAGUUAUUCACUCUGAUUCUUCUUUCAGUGGCUCAGAACUCGAUCGAAGCAUCACCUUGCACUUCAAAAUCUCCUGUCCAACUUCACCUGCUUUCAGCUAUCCCAGGAGCCCAGUCUUCAUGGUGCCACAGGUGAAGAUAGAGAUGGAGUCUGACUAUGACUUUACAGACAUAGAAGAAUAUGGAAGAGAGGCCCACGGUGAGACCACCCUUUAGGAUGAUGCAGCUUCUCCCUGCCUGGGCAAGGGCCUGGUUUAGUUUUAAUUGAGUCUUAACUUCUCUGUGCCUGUCUCGUUAUGUACCGGAGUGGGUCCUUCUGCCCUAUAGAAAACUGGCCAUCCUUCAGUGGAAAGUCCUACUUAGAUGCAAAGCUCUCUUCAUCCCUUUGUAGUUAUUACAAUAUCUAAAUGUAAACAUUAUACCUUAUUUUAAAAUGCAGUUCAGCAUAGAAAUCAUAACAUUUCUUUUGAAAUGAAAAAAAAAAUGCUUGCCUCUUAAAACCAUAAGAUAAAUGGGCAAUAGUCAAUUUUAUACUUAAGACAAGUAUUAAUUAAAAAUUUUAAAGGUUAGAUUGAAAUCUAGGUGGUUUUAAAGAACUCUUAACAUACUCUUACAAUAGGCCAAGGCUGGAAUAUUGUUUUGCAAAAUUGCAUAUUUUUAUGCAAUUUUGGUUGGCUUUAACAGGUUGACAUGUUAUUACUUCUCCAUGCAGAGUGAUGCUGGAAAGGUCCUACCUUUUCUCUGAAUCUCAUUCAGCUCAGUUUGAAUCUGCAUUGUGGGCCUUGGUCUAGAAGUGUGACUGGGGCUUUCCUAGAUUGAAAAGCCAGUUCCAAAAGUCUGUUAAUGAAGGAACCAAUGCAUCAGAGUGGAUAAAGUUUUUUAAAAUGAAAUAGUCACUGUUAAAGUGAACCUCAAAUCACAUGAGAUCCACAAAGUGAUCCUUUAAAUUUAUUCACUGUUUUUUUUUUCACACCUGGAUUCCAAUUUCUUUAUUUGGAAUAGGUCCUUCCUACAAGUUUUCAAUGACUGAUCCUCAAAGUCAGAUUUCUAUUUACAUGAACAUUACAUGUUAGGCAGCUAACACUUUGGAAAAUUAUAACUUGGCAAUGUUAGUCAAACUAGUCCUUUAAAAGAAUGAUUAGAAGCAAUUUGGGUAGAUUAACACCAAUUAUUAAUGAAGCAGACCCUUUCCCCAUUAAACUUAAAAAGAUUAGACAUUUUAGGUUUAAUACACAUUGAAUGAGUGAGCACCAACUGUUUAUGUAAUACCUGCUAUUGCCAGAUAACCACAUGCAUCUGACAUUUUCUUCUCCAAAACAACUAUGGAUUUGAAUUUUCCUUAAAUUUAACCUCAGAGCUCCCUUCCAAGGAAUACUGCCAAGAGGUAAAGCUCUAAACUUCUACCUGAUAGCAAAAUUAUUUAGCUGUUCACUAAUCCAGAACCAUCCUAUUUAAGUACAAAGUCUUUAUCUUCAUUUGUACCAAUCCUGGGAGAGCUAACAAUCUAACAUUUAAGUUUUAAAGCCUGGCUGAUUUGAAAUAGUACUGUCCCCAUUAAAUUGUAGAAAUGUUAUGGAUUCAGGAGUAAAUGUGCUUGAUUAAUAAAACAAACUGGAAAAGUAUGAUGUUAGUUUUUUGUUGUAAAUUGAUCCAUGUAAUUUUUACCUUAUAUAUCCUUUAUAUUUUGUAUAUACAUGAACAUUUUAAGUCUUUAACAGGUUGACAUGUUAUUACUUCUCCAUGCAGUAAUUUUUUCCACUUUUAAUGUAACUAAAAUUCAAUAAAAAUUAAUCCUGUCUGCUCA